Trichosporon asahii var. asahii CBS 2479 is the source of this 2088-nucleotide messenger RNA. RefSeq names its product nucleus protein. Gene Ontology annotation, molecular function: DNA-binding transcription factor activity, RNA polymerase II-specific; RNA polymerase II cis-regulatory region sequence-specific DNA binding; zinc ion binding. Gene Ontology annotation, cellular component: nucleus. The transcript is spliced from 4 exons. NCBI's taxonomy places the organism in Eukaryota, Fungi, Basidiomycota, Tremellomycetes, Trichosporonales, Trichosporonaceae. The record is from RefSeq and is a predicted model, not a curated record. Gene Ontology annotation, biological process: positive regulation of transcription from RNA polymerase II promoter by galactose; DNA-templated transcription. The coding region runs from base 1 to 2088 and encodes 695 amino acids.
AUGGGCGACACCCCGCAAGAGGAGCCCGCUCCCGUCAUCAAAAUCAGCGUGAGGCAAAUCCGCAUGCUUUGCAGCAGCAGCAGUAAUCAACUGACAAUCCCCAGUGCGUCGAAUGCAGACGGCUCAAGCGCAAGAUACCUCGCCGAGGUCAAGGAGCGUGUCGCCAAGCUCGAACGUCUGCUCGCCGAGCAUGCCCCGCAGGUCUCCCUCGACGACCUCGGAGGCCCGCUCUCCCCCGCCGCCGACGUAAAGGACGAGCCCGACCUCCCCCACAAGCCCCCGCACGGCGCUAAGGAUGCCGGGGGCGGCAGCGGCAGUGUCAGCUCUUCCCCUGUCUCCCGGUUCCAGGACUACCGUCAGCCCCCGACCCCUCCCGCAGCCGCAAAACCGCGGCCAGAGCGCAAGCCCGAGUCGCUCCGCGAUAACCGUAUCGGCGUCGUCGAGGCGCACGAGAAGCAGCCGAAAAAGGCCAGCGGAUACGAGUGGAACGAGCGCGUCAGCGCCGCCGAGAAUGACGGCACGGCAUGCCUCAGCGUCGAGCCCAACGGAGAGGGAUACUUGGGCUUCGCUGCUGGUGCGACUCUCCUGCGUAUCCUGCAAGGCGCUGCUGGACGCCAGGGCGGACUCGACUUGUCGGUGUCGCCUCGAUCCGAGCCCGAGCCGCCACUCGGCUGGGCCCCGACGCACGGCGAGACGCAGCGCUGGGUCGAUGCCUACUUCCGACACUACCACUCCCAGUACCCGAUCGUGCAUGAGCCGACGUUCCGCGCUCAGCUCUCCGAGGUCAUCCCGCAGCCGCCGGCCGCGCAGUGGAUGCUGCUGAUGAACACGGUCAUCGGACUCGGCGCCUUCACGGCCGGUGCGCCAAUGUACGCCGUUGACUACUUCCUCGAGCAGGCCAGCAGUGUGAUUUCCGUCGACCUGCUCGAGACGGGCUCGCUCGUGCUCGUGCAGGCGUACACGCUGCUGAGUAACCUCGCGCAGAAGCGCAACAAGCCGAAUGCGGGCAGCACGUACCUCGGUAUCGCGGUGCGCAUGGCCAUCGGCCUGGGACUGCAUCGCGAGCUGCCGAUGUGGAACAUUCCUCCAUUCGAGCGUGAGGUGCGCCGCCGCGUGUGGUGGGUGCUGUACAUCUUUGACUCUGGCGCAGCGAUCACUUUUGGCCGACCGAUCGUGAGUUUUUCGCCGACGGCUCCCAAACUGACCAUACAGCUGCUCCCGUAUGGCGAGGCGGACGUGCGUAUGGUGCACAACGUGCCGGACCGGGACUUUACGCGGAAGAGUGCGCAUGUGCCGGCAGCCUCCCGCGGCGCGACAGUGUACUCGUCCCUGAUCUGGCAGUCGCACUUCUGCAUGAUCGGCAACAAGUGCUAUGACCGGGUCAUUGCGUCUCCGCCGCCGACGGCCGAGGAGUGCCUCGAGCUGGACCAGGAGCUGCGCGAAUGGCACAACGACGUGCCGAACUGGAUGACGCGCACGGCCACGCCGGAUAUGUUUGACGACACGCCGUGGCUCUACUUCUCCGCCCACAAGCUGUACUGGCGAUACUGCAACUUGCGCAUCAUCCUGCACCGCCGCCCGUUCCUCGACCGUGCGCUGAAGCACCAGUCGAUCGCGGACAUGACGUCGCCCACGACGCUGGAUCAUGGGUUGGCGAUGGAGUGUUUACAGGCGGCGCUCGACACGAUCACGGAUAUCCACCAGUUUAUGCUUAAUGGGGAGCACACGAGGUUGGAGGUGUGGUAUGCUCUGCACUUCCUGUUCCAGGCCUGCUUCGUCCCUCUCAUCGCAAUGUGGACCGACCCGGCAUCUGCCGAACGCCCCCUGUGGGCCGAAAAGGUGCGCGAGGCGCGCGAGACGAUGGCGCGCGCCCAGGACGACCCGCUCGCCGAGCGCUGCAUGGCCAUCAUGGACCAGGUGACGCCGAGCGACGUGGUGCCCGGCGGCGUCGGCCCGCCCGUUGCGCAGAUCCAGGACAUCUUCUCCGCCAACCUGUGGCAGGGGACCGAGUUCCCAGGCGAGCUGAUUCCGUUCGCGGACCUGGCGACGAUCAUGAGUGUGUGGCCGGCGGGAGGGAAUUUGCAGUGA